AUGCAGAACAAGUACGACGGCGAUCCAGCAAAGAUCGAAAACGAUACGCAGUUUUACCGAUGGCUAGGUAGCAUGAAGAAGGCAAGCAGCGUGCUGAUCGAACAAGAAUUGGAAAACGAGAAGGGGGAUCCAGGAUUGAAACGAGCGGUAGAAGAACGUGUUGAAGAGUCGCUUCGAAAAACAGCAGCCAUUGUGGCCGAGAAUUUGAUGAUACGAGAGAGUGGUCCCAGAGGGUUGGAUGGUCUUGGUCGUGAACAAUUUGAUCAUCGGUUGGCAUCACAAAAGGAUAGCUUGGAGAAGGAUGUACGAUCAGAGAUUCAAGAAGUGCUUGCAAAACGAUUGAACCUGACUGCUGAAGUGGAGCCAUUGAUCCAAGAUAUGGUGAACAAAAAGUCAUCCCAAGCUGAGAAUGUCGAGUUUGAAACGAGUGAUGCCGAGGAUACUGAUGAAAACGAUUAUACAUUGCCCGAAAACGAGUAUCGUGAAGCUCUUAGGUUGCUGGCGCAACUGGAAGAGGUACUUCCACCGACAAGCGAUGCACUUGAUACCCUUUACAACCUACUCAACCAAUAG
Molecule: messenger RNA, 573 nt
Organism: Lichtheimia ornata
Lineage: Eukaryota; Fungi; Mucoromycota; Mucoromycetes; Mucorales; Lichtheimiaceae
Exons: 5
Coding region: 1-573 (190 amino acids)
Source: RefSeq, a predicted model, not a curated record